This is a messenger RNA of Corythoichthys intestinalis (scribbled pipefish), 3367 nucleotides long. RefSeq names its product WW domain binding protein 1 (gene wbp1). The transcript has 4 exons. The coding region runs from base 194 to 1042 and encodes 282 amino acids. NCBI's taxonomy places the organism in Eukaryota, Metazoa, Chordata, Actinopteri, Syngnathiformes, Syngnathidae. The record is from RefSeq and is a predicted model, not a curated record.
CCUACAGACCGCAUAGACUUUCUCAUAUUACUCCAUCUCAGUCAAGAAACAACAUAAACAUGUCGGAAGGCGACUGGCGGAACCGUUAAAUAGACCGCCCCGGCCACCCGAAGUGACCUGGACACACCGUCGAUAGUUGACCCACUUUUGCUUUUAUGGUUUCCGUCGUGCCGACGGCUGACAACCCAGGAAGAUGCCGCAGAAAACGCUGGGAUCCAUUGUAGGGCUCCUGUGUACCGGGGUCUCUCUGGUGCAGGGCAAGGAGUUCUGUUUUGGAGUGAACAAUGAGCAAUACCGCUGCGAGAUGGGGUACUGCUGUGGAGAGACGGAAUGCUGCACUUAUUACUACGAGCUUUGGUGGUUCUGGUUAGUUUGGACCUUGAUCAUCAUGCUGAGUUGCUGCUGUGCCUAUCGGCACCGCAGGGUGAAAAUGCGGCUACAGCAGGAGCAACGUCAGCGGGAGAUCAGCCUAAUGGCUUACCAGGGCGCCUCCAGCUCCUUCAUUUCGCCUCCACCUCUCAACCUCAGAUUCUGGAAUGACUGCAAACUUCCCGACUACGAGGAGGUUGUGGGCCAUCCACCCACACCACCGCCACCUUACUCAGAAAACCCUCCCGAGGCAGCUCCAGCGCUUCCUGAUGAAGUUAGUCAGCCCAUCGUUACUGUCGCCGCGGCGUUGCCACCAGAACCCUCGCAAGCAACUCAGCCCGGGCCCACCGCCAAUGCCUUAAACUCAAACCAGGACGCCGCUUCUUCGUCACUGACCUCGGCUCGAGAGGAUGCUGCAGAUCCACCCGAUGAGGAGGAAGAUGAGCUCAUCACUCGCCGCCGGCAUGUGACCGGCGACUCAGGGAUAGAGGUGUGCGUCUGCCAGCUGGAUGACGGCUCAGGGCUGGAGGAGGAGAGCGAUGAGGAGCGGCGCGUGUGCGGGGCUGCUGGCGGGGAAUGCUGUUCACGCCAUCAGCAGCACGCCUUCAGACACAAGGAGCACACCUGCGACAUGCCCAGCCAAACCACCAGCACUGGAGACAGCAUGGUGUGAGCUAACAUGUCUCCUACCAGACCAGCCAAACCGGUGCGAAACCCGACUUUAGCAUUGUCACCACGGAGAAUGUCUGUGUCUAAUGUCCCCACUAACGCACUGACAACUUGCAGCGAUUACUAACCCUUCGAGAUGACAUGCUUAUUUGUCCGCGUGGCUCUUGUUUUAUUAUUAUUAUUAUUUUUUUUAGCUUUGCAUACAAUUAAUUGUCUGAGAUUGACUAGGCCAUGGGUUCUCAAACUUUUUCAGAUUCCCUCAAUCCUAACACCAAUUGAACAUGACUACCAUCAGAAUUAAUAUAUAUUUUUUAAAUGUUUCAAUUUGAAUAAUCUUGGCCUGUUUAAUAGAAAGGAACCUUACUUUACUAAUCCAGUUGAAGUUAAUUACCCAUCGUUACUAGCUGUAGAGGUCUGCCUCUACAUAUUCCAUAUACGUACAUACGUAGCUACCUUCCAGAAAAAAAAUGACAAUGGUCUGAGGACUUUUCAUAAUUUCUAGAGGGGGAAAAAACAUGCUAAAAGAAGAGGUGUAGGUGUAGUCUUUGCAAUAACUGUAAUACUUUGUGGGGGUGAAAAGUCGUAAUUCUGCGAGAAAAGUCAUUACGAUACUAAAGUUUAAACGAGUAGAAAGUAAUUUUAGAAAGUUCAUUUCAAAAGUACAACUUUAUUCUUGAAUUCUCAAAAAUCUCCACCAAAUUUCUAUUGGAGAAUACCUUUAGUUCCUUUAAAAAGAAGUUUCCUGUAAUACACAUUUGGUUUAAAAAAAAAAAAAAAAAUGCAGGGACGUCAAAUAUUUGUUGUUGGAUUGAGUGACUUUAAGGGAAGUGAGGAUUCAAAAAAACAAAACAAAAAAAAAAAGCUAAUUAUUUUGCAAAUACCUAAGUUUGAGAACCCCUGGGAUUGAUGACCAUUACUAUUUGUGGCUCAUCAGGAGCAUUUCCGCCCGCUCCCUCAGUUCAACAUGCAACCGUCCGCAUGGGUUGUUGACUGUCAAGACGCAUACCAGCAGGGUCAACCACAUUUUCCUCCAGUCACCACUCGACCGAGCACACUAGUAAAAAAUAAAACUUCGUUGUACUUGACUGACAGAAUGAAAAAGUUUCACCAAAUGUCAGGCGCAGUCAGAAUGGUUACGGGGUUUUCAGAAAUGUUUUUCUUUGUCAUGCUUCUUUAAAAGUCUCCAUCACUCACAUCAAAGGGUGGCUAGUGUGUUUAGUAGUGUACAGUGGUUUCGGAGAAGGGCACCGUAUACAACUUUGCUAGUUUGCUUGAUUAGAUUUUGGGAGGUAUUUGGGUUAUGAAAUUUUGGCCCCAAAUAGUUAAAUGUUGGCGUGACGAUGGUUCUAAACACGGCGGCAGACUUCUCUCUAACCCGAGCUCCUGGCACCCGGGAGUGAUUUGUUUUGGUAUUUUCCACUGGCAGUGGAGCCGGGGGAGGGUUAGAAGAGUUUGAAGUGGGUGCCGGCAGUCUCCAAUUGUGAUGAACAGCGUACUUCUUUCUCUGUUGCUGGUCUCCAUAAUGUUUGUACAAAGGGAUUGUGGUCAGGCGGGGGAGUGUCAAGGCUAGCAGUGGUAAACAACACCAUCUUGCAAGAACGAAUGAGGAAUUUGUACUUGGAAUGAAGGAUAUACAAAAAAAAAAACCCGUUCUAUAGUGAAACACCAUAAGUAAUUGACACGUUCCUAAAAAUGUUUAAAACUGUCCAUUUCAUUAGUUUAAACCAUAAGUGUACUACAAAUUAUCCCAAAACUAAUACAAUUUCAAAUUGUUCUUUCAACACCGCCCUUAGAAAAAGUUGCUUCCAGAUGACUUGAGUCUGAAGUACUGCAGCCAAUUUUUUUUUUUACUUUCCUUGUGCAAACAAAUACUUGUUUUGUGUUGAAUUAAAAUUUGUAAUAGUCACUCAGCUGAGCAAAAUCAAACAUGACAAAGACUAACUUUGCUAACAAGUCAGGCUAAACUGAGCUGCUCUCUGACAUUAAAAGAUCUUGAUACAUCACUUCCUUGAUACAAAUGACUAUAGUCCUAUUAGAUAUGGCUUUCAAUGAAGUAUGGUAGUUUUCUGGAAACGUGCAGGUGUAAUACACUCAAUAUUAGAACUGGGCACUGAAAAUGGUGUAUUUUGGCUCCGAAGUCCGAUACAUGUCCCAAAAUUAUGAGUUCCAUUCCUACUCCAGCAUAACCCAAGUUUAUAGGCAACACGGAACACACCAUAGGCACUCUCACUAAACUAUGUCAAUGUGACAGUAAAGUCCAAAUUACAGUAAAUAUUUGUAUGGUAAACACGUCUUGGCCAUGAAUGUAAAAAAAAAAAAAAAAAAAUAA